Rhododendron vialii is the source of this 3074-nucleotide messenger RNA. RefSeq names its product ribosome-inactivating protein bryodin II-like. Lineage: Eukaryota; Viridiplantae; Streptophyta; Magnoliopsida; Ericales; Ericaceae. Gene Ontology annotation, biological process: negative regulation of translation. Gene Ontology annotation, molecular function: rRNA N-glycosylase activity. The record is from RefSeq and is a predicted model, not a curated record. The transcript is spliced from 8 exons. Bases 1456 to 2991 code for a protein of 511 amino acids.
AUGCGUCCGUAAUAGUGUUGACCGUCGGCUGUUCACAAAAGGAAGGCCUCAGACCCAAACAUGCUGUGACAUUUCUUUCUUGUUUUCAACUAUCAUCACAUACUUCAUUGGGUUUUUCAGAUUUACAUUUGCGAAUUCAGUCUCGUUGCUCUGUUUUCAUUCUCCAGAAAAUCUCGCAUUACAAAGUGUAGCAGGCCAAGCCAAGCAGCUCACGCCGUACCGAACCAGAUCCUAAACCACUCCAUGGUGGUCCAGCAUAGUCCGAGCCGUUAUACCCUUAUGGCUCGGCAAGCCGAUGGUCUCAGGUCAGUGUCUCCGUUGUGAUCCAUGGAAGCAAUAGGCUCGACCCACCGACCCUUUUGACGGUUGGGCAUCACGUUCGGCUUUGAAUAAACGUGGGGGCAGGGGUGGAUUCAAUGUGAGACCAGCUGGGUCACGUGACCCAGCUGACUUUAUAAUAAAUAAUAAAUAUGUUGGCAUUGUUAUUGAAAUGACUGAUGGUUCGGUGGUAAAGAACCGAUGCAUCUAAGGUAGAGGAUGCAGGUUCAAAACUUGAAUGAACUCUGUUUGUUCUUUUUAAAUGGUCUAGGCCUCUUUAACAGUUCUUUACUUCAUUUUUAAUACUCUAAAAGUUCUUCUCUCCAUAAUUUCUCAAAGAUUUCUUGCACAAAUAUAUAUACACAAUACGCUUUAAUGUGUUUGACAUAGUUUCAAUUUUUUUUUUCCAUCCUGUAACCUAAAAUUUAUUUACUUUUUUUACCUUUUGAAAAUCGAUUAUGUGUAAUUAUAGCAUGCCAUAUAUUUUUCGUUGAACUCUUAGCAAGUUUAUUUUUUUUAAUUAUUGUAAAACAUUAUCGAGAGCCCAUAUUUGUACUUGAAAUCUCUGGGCCAGUCUUGUACUCGGAAGGUGACCCAUCUAUGUAAAAUUUCUGGAUCCGCCACUGCGUGGGGGCCAAGGUUCUAGCUCACCCAUGUGGGGAAAAACAACACCGUAGCCAUGAUGACAAUCGUGACAUCAUCCGAAUGGUUAUCGAUAUAACGAUGGGAGCAAGUGAGGAUGUCAGCUCAUCCUACAAACGGUUACAAAAUCCUAAUAUGAUGGGGGGUGAUGUCCCGACGCGUGUUAAGCAUAUGUGCAAUCUUAGAGGCCAAGCUAUGAGUUCUCUAUAAACACCCGUUUUCUCUAUAAAUACCCCUUUAUGCGGCUUGGGGGCGGCACAUUCUCUAGCACUCUGAAAACCCUAGUUCUUGGUUUUGUACCUCUCUCUGCAAGUGUACUGAUUCUUGCACCGGAGAGCCAUCCCAGAGAACCUCCGGUGUGGUCUUUAGCCGGGCUUUCUUUUGCAGGCUAGGUAAAGAUCAAGACCUAUUCUCCAACCCUCAGUCUAAAGGAGCGAACGAGCUUAAUCGGAGCCCCACACAGAGAUUUUUUUUUUUUAACGAAAGGCUAAAGCAAUGCCUAAGGAAAAACAAAAGAGAACAGUCGCAGAUAAGGGAAAGAAAAAGCUAACUACCGCAGGGGAGGAAAAAGAAAAUUCACGUCCAGUGGAUCAAGUUCUUCGAAAAAGAAAUACUGGUAUUGUGAUCCGCGAUGAGCAGGACAUUAGGCGCUUGCGUGAGGAUGAAAGAAAGGCUGAAGCAAAGGCUACGGAAAAACAAAAAGGAACAAUCGUGGAUAAGGGAAAGAAAAAGAUAACCACUGCAGGGAAGAAGAAAGAAAAUUCAUGUCCAGUGGAUCAAGUUCUUCGAAAAAGAAAUACUGGUAUUGUGAUCCGCGAUGAGCAGGACAUUAGGCACUUGCGUGAGGAUGAAAGAAAGGCUGAAGCAAAGGCUAUGGAAAAACAAAAAGGAACAAUCGUGGAUAAGGGAAAGAAAAAGAUAACCACUGCAGGGAAGAAGAAAGAAAAUUCAUGUCCAGUGAGUUCACAACCAUGGCUGGUAGACGCCUACGAGAAGCUGAUUUUGCGGAUUAUGCAAAGGCCGAAUAGGAAUACAGUACUGACCUUAAUAAUGGUUGUUGGUCUCGCAAUUUACAUGUGUGUCCCUAUCAAAGAAAAUUACCUGGGUGUCGUCCUCCAAGGCGGUGAUCAGGACAGUUUCUCCUUCUCUACAAGCGAUGCAACCAACAGCACAUACACUAGUUUCAUAGAGGCGCUGCGAGCUCGUCUCACAAAUGGAGUUCCCGAGGUAUCUGGUAUACCGAUGCUGCCCCAGAGCUCCUUGGUGCCGGACAAGAGGCGCUUCGUUCUGGUCGAUCUCUCUAACUACGACGGGAACACCGUCACCGUGGCGAUAGACGUGGUGGAUGUUUACGUGGUGGCUUUUCGUGUACGCGACCGAGCUUACUUUUUCCAAGACGCUCCAGAGGCUGUAUUCACAACUUUAUUCACCGAAACCGUCAAUCCUCGGAGACUCAACUGCACCGGCAACUAUGGCAAACUCGAGGGACGUAGUCAAUCCAGGGGGCUAACCGAUCUAGGAAUCACUGCCCUAGAUCAAGCCAUUUCCAAUUUGUGGUACGAUGUUGACGCUGCACUUGGAUCAUCGUUCCUUGUGAUAAUUCAGAUGGUCUCGGAAGCGGUAAGGUUCAGGCUCAUUGAGAGACGAGUUCGACAAAGCAUAACAAAGGAAAAUUCUUUCCGACCAGACCCUCGAAUGUUGAGCCUGGAGAACAAGUGGUCGUCUCUCUCUACAGAGAUCCAAAGUUCACACGAUGGAGUCGAAUUCAAUCGGCCAGUUAGACUUCAAAGACCUAACUACAAUCCUGUCGAAGUGGCCAACAGUCUGUCUCCCGUCAUUGCUGAUCUUGCCUUGCUGCUCUACAGAUGCCCCGCUCGCCCUCAAAGCGAUGAUGCUAAUCUGGCCUUGCGUAUAACAAGAACAGCUUUUAGUAUUGUAGGUGACGAUGAUGAGUGCGAUAACGAUUCGAAUCUCAUCGACCUGUUAGUAACAAUAUCUUUUUGGUUUGAUGUAUUAUUAUCGGGAAUUUAGAGGUCAGUCCCAAAAAGUAGGUUCGGACUUAAUUUAGUCCUGAUAACUUGAAAGUAAUUAAAAGAGAAUCCUCUUUCUUUUCA